This is a messenger RNA of Nicotiana tabacum (common tobacco), 1035 nucleotides long. RefSeq lists its product as uncharacterized. Lineage: Eukaryota; Viridiplantae; Streptophyta; Magnoliopsida; Solanales; Solanaceae. The record is from RefSeq and is a predicted model, not a curated record.
AUGUUGUCGUAUCCUGAAGUGGUGGUUGAACAGGCUCAGGUUAAUAAGGGUAAGGCUAAAGAAAGUGAACAAGUUGCAGAACAGGUGGUACCUCUUGCGCCACAAAAUUCCAACAAAGAACAACCAUCAAGCAGUGGACAAAGACUGAUGCCUGCACCAUUCCCUCAGAGACUGGACCUUUCCACAGUAACUUUGACACAGACAUGCAGCGGGGUAGUGACAAGACCCAUGGCUCAAAAGAUGUCUGAUCCAGGUAGGUUCACUAUUCCGUGUACUAUUGGGAGUUAUGCUUUUGUAAAUGCAUUGUAUGACUUAGGAGCCAACAUAAACUUGACGCCUUUGGCAAUAUAUACAAAACUAGGCUUUGGCAGAGCUAGACCGACUUCGAUGCAAUUGCAACUGGCUGACCGCACGGUUAAAAGACCGAUGGGGAUUCUUGAUGAUAUGCUGGUACAAGUGGGAAAGUUUGUAUUCCCUACAGACUUUAUUAUUCUUGACUGCCAGGUGGAUGAGGAGAUACCCAUCAUUCUGGGGAGGCCAUUCUUAGCCACUGGGAGAGCAUUGAUUGAUUGUAAAACUGGGGAAUUAAAAAUGAGAUUGAACGAUGAAGAAGUAAUAUUCAAUGUUCAACAAUCUAUGAGGAGACCCAGUGAAUAUGCAAAUUGCUCACUUAUGGAAGUUGUGGAUGUGAUCCUGCAUGAAGAUGAUGACACCCUGAAUGCCAAAGAUCCAUUGGGAGCUUGUUGGACAAAUUUAGAGGAUAUGGAUGGUGAAGGGUUGGCAGAGUGGGUCAUGGCACUCGAAGGCCAAAGAUUCUGGAAGAGGGAACUUCAGUUUGAGCCCCUUGAUUUAAAAAAGAAAGCUACACCACCUUCAAAACCAUCAAUAGAGGAAUUACCACAGUUGGAGCUGAAACCGCUUCCAGCCCACCUUAAGUAUGCGUUCUUGGGUCCCAAUUCUACCUUGCCUGUUAUUAUAUCAUCUGGUUUGCUAGUUGUGCAGGUAGAACAAUUACUGCAAGUGUUGCAGGAAUGA